CGAGGCAGAUGUGAUCGGAUAUGACGAUGAGAUUCAGGGUGAGGCUGAUCAUCAGCGAGAUAAAAAUUGCUUCUUGCUAAACUUGCCACGUGGAUUAAUGAGCUAGAUGUGCUGUACUCACGGCGCGCAGCGCCGCUGCCCUCACAGGUUGGAUACUUAUAGAGAGCCGGCGGCGGCGGCGGCGGCGCUGCUGCUGUCGUUGUCCAGGAUCGUACCACGUGUACAGCAAUGCGGAUGUGAUCGGAUAUGGCGGCGAUGAGAUUCACGGUGAGGCUGAUCCACGAGAAAAACUGUUUCGUGAACUUGCCACGUGUGUUAUGGGGCAUACUCUCCUCACGGCGCGCAGCGCCGUCCUCGCUGGUUGCGGAGCUGUCGGCGACGGAUCGAAGCGCGGCGGAGUUACACGUGUGGCACGUGGGCUGGGCGGGAGCGGCGGCUGCCGGCGAUGACGUGGAGGUCCCGGCCGUGCUGGCAAGAUGUCUGGGCAUCAAGGACGGGAUCUCUGUGACCGUUAAGAUCAGAUCUGACGUUCCUAAGGCAGAUGUCAUUGUCGUCGAGCCGGUGACUGAAGACGAUUGGGAACUUCUGGAGCUGAACAGAGAGUACGUGGAGGAGCAGCUGCUCAACCAGAUUGCAGUUUUGAAAGACGCCCAGCACUUCCCAAUAUGGGUUCAUCAGCAGUCCCUUCUGCACAUGAAGGUGCUGUCAACAUCUCCCGUCAAUUUGGUACGCCUUAGUCGCGGGUGCGAGUUGGUGGUCGCAUCCAAAGCGCGCCGACGCCCUCUUGAUGGGCGUGGCGUCGCUGGUGGCGGGAAACCGGCCAAUCCGAGAGGCAAACCUAAACCUAACAAUGGAAGGAUCGAAACGCCAUCGGCUGUGCAGAACAGGCCGGUGACAUCUGCUGCUGCUGCUGCGGCUGCUGCGGCUGCUGAAGAGAAUGGAGGAGAAGAUGCCACGUCAGUGGUUGAGCAGCUCAGCACCAAUCAGAUUGGGUGUAAUAAGGAAGGAUCAGUGAAGUCUCCCCGUGCAGCCUUGCUGCGAGUUCAAGACUUACAUGUCAAUCUUGUGAAGAUCUCCUCCUCCCCCUCCUCCUCCUCUAGUCAUCGAGGAGGAGGAGGAGGAGGAGGAGGAGGAGGAGGAGGAAGUACGACUGGAGGAGGAGGUGGAGGAGGUUGCUGGCAUGUUAAGUCCUUCCCUACCAAUUCCGUUUAUGUGUCUUCAGCUACCGCUAAAGCAGCAGGAUUCUGUGAUGGACAGCUGGUGAUUGUGCAGGCUUUGCAGCGGUACGGGGCCAAUCGCUUCUUGCACCGGGGAGAGGAGGCGGCGGUGGAGGAGGAGGAGGAGGAGGAGGAGGAGGAGGAGGAGGGAGAAAGGGAGGAUGAAAGGAGGAGUAGUAAUGAUUAUGCAACGGGUGGCCAAACAGGACCCUUGGGAGAUGACUAUAGUGGGAGGAAGGGGAUGUUUGGGAAGGGGGGAGAUUAUGAUGGCAGAAGCCUGCAGAGGGGCUUUCAGGGAGGGAGGCACAGAGAGCUGGGUGGGAAGGAAGAGGAGAGAGAGAGAGCACAGAUGUUGGGAGGUGGGGGAGGGGGUGAUCUUGCACAAAAGGGGGUGGGGACGGGGGGAGAUUACCCCCAAGGAACUCUAGCAGCAGGUCCAGUGCUAGCCAAUCUGCUGAUUUCGCCAUUGGUUGCACCAGAUCAUGUGAUGAUUUCCUUGCCUCUGCGCCAGCAGGGGGGGCUUCACCUCUUCACUUGGGUCAUUGUAAAAUCGGACCCCUUCUUGUUACCCUCCCCGUUGGGGAGUGGUUUACUAAAGGGGGUGAAGCUGAUUCCACUAAUUCCAGUGAUUGACUCGGCAGCAGGCCAAAGGCAACAGCAUGAAGAUCCAGAGGAGGAGGAGGAGGAGGAGGAGGAGGAGGAGAAGGGAGGCCAAAAGAAGAAGAAGCAGGGCCCUAGAGAGGGGCAAUGGCAGGGACAGGGACAUGGAGGUAAUUCAGAAAGUCAGGGGAAUGGGGAACUAUCACUGACGAGUAGAAGCAGGUACCCAACGAAGAAGCACACUUACAGCCACAAGGAUAUGCAUUUGAUUGCCUCAACUGCCAUGGUGGUGUCACGAGGAAGGGCACAGGUUCAAGACUACUCAGCGCCUGGUCAUAUUGUUGUACACGAAGAUGCUGAAACCCUGCUCAAGUUUUGGAUGUCGAUGCAUGCAACAAGCACUGAAGGAGGAGGACAGGGUACAUCAGCAGCAGAGAUGAACACACAGGGAAACUUCUCUCAGGGGAGGAGGGGCCGUGUUCUCUUGGUCGAUGGCAUGGUACUCCACCUCUCCUUCCAGCUGUUAGAAGAAGUAGGAGGAACGGCAAUGGGACCACCACUGGGACCCGAAUCGAGACUGGAACUGGGACUGGGACUGGGACUGGGACUGGGAAUGGCGAUCUCCUCUCCCCCAUCUGUUGAUGGCAACGUCUCAGAGAAUCAAUCGUCGUUGUCGUCAUUGCAUAAUUGUUAUCCUGGGCAAUCUGUUAAGCUUCCCUGGGUCCUGAAAUCACCAAAGGAACUGCUGUUCUGUGUCAGACUUCUGACGUCUGGUAGCAAUAAUGGGAAGCAGCAGGUGGACGGACGGCACGAUCGGAGCUCUGCUGCACUGAGAUCUCCGGACAACAGCGUUUCACAAACUCGGAAAACUCGGACUGAGUUCUCAUAUGCGCUAGUGCAGCUGGAAUGCAGUGAGGCCACCCACGGGCAAACUAUCUUUUCUAUUUCUGGUAAGACUGAUGGUCUGAAUGGGGCAGAGGGUGCUGGAACAGUUAGCCAUCGGCGGGAAUUGAGGAGCUCUGCAUCUGUGCCAAUUCCUUUUGUUGCAGUGGGAGGUCCUCCUCUUCGGUGGAAUCAUGCCAUUCCGGAGAUGGGACAUGGGAAAUCAGUGAAUUUUAAACCAGGUUCAGGUUCAGGUUCAGAUUCAGAGUUUUCAGAUCUUAAGGGCUUGAAGUGGCUCCGUGUACCCGCCAAGGAGAUCCUUACCCGAAUACGGGCUUGUCUCGCUUGGUGGGGUUGGCAAUCUGGGACUGGGGAUGGGACUGGGAAAUCCAGGGUCCGGCCGGGCCUCCUCCCAGCAGCAGGUGGGGUUCUUCUCCAUGGCCCACAGGCAUCUGGCAAAUCGCAACUCGCGAAAGCCAUAGCUGUGGAACUCGCAAACGAUGACUGCUACCUCGCUUACAGUGUGUUCGUCAAGUGUGACAGUCUUGUUGGUGGGCAGAUUGAGCAGCUGAAGAUGCGCAUGGAAGGGGUAUUUCAAGAAGCGCUUGAGCAUGCACCAUCGGUGAUCGUCUUCGAUGACCUGGACGCGCUUCUUCCGAACGAGGAGAGGCAGGACGACGCGGUCGGCGAUGUCGCAGAGCACACGGCAUUGGCAGAGUUCAUUGGGGACCUCAUGGAUGCCUGCCAGGAAGGGCGAUGGGGUGCAAGGCAGUCAAUUACGUUUCUGGCGAUCGCACAGUCUCCCUCGAGCAUCCAUCACAUUCUUCGUGUCUCAGGGAGGCUUGAUUUCGCUGUGCAAUUGCCGGCGCCAGGUGCAGCGGAACGCGCUGCCAUUAUCCAGUCGUGCCUCAGAUCCAAAGGAGUGAACUUUGCAAAAGAUGUGGCUAUGAUGGAGGUUGCGACGCAUUGCGAUGGGUACGAUGCACAUGACAUAGAUGUCCUGGUGGAGCGAGCGAUUCACGUAGCCUCCCGUCGUUAUUUAGCCUCAUCCACUUUGCAUGGCCAAAGGAUUGGCAGUGCUCACGAUGGAGAUGACAGGGAAUGUAACAGCGAUGUUACCACCACCACGUCCACCACUGCAUUGCCCUCAUGGGAGGAGGCAUCAGAGAAGACUACUAGAAAGGAGGCACGCCACCCGUUGGGUGCUGAAGAUGGCCCGUCGCAGGUCUCUGACUCUCUUUUGCAGAUGCGGUUUGUUGAAGGAGAAGUCGAAGAUCGCUGCCACAGGAGGUCUCCGUCGCUGUCGCAGCAAUGGCGACGAUGGUCGUUCACCGUAACAGAAGACGAUUUCGCCGAAGCACAACGCGGCUUUGUGCCCGCAGCAAUGCGAGGAGUCGUCGCAAUUAGUAAUGCUGGUGAUGGGCCUUCACAGAAAGGUUGGGAGGAUAUUGGAGGGCUGGACGAUGUGCGGCGAACACUCCAGGAGAUACUUGAACUUCCCGUAAAGUACGGAAAGUUGUUCUCGAAAGCUCCUCUGCGUCUUCGGUCGGGAAUCCUCCUCUAUGGCCCUCCCGGCUGCGGUAAAACGCAUGUCGUUGGUGCCGCUGCAGCGGCUUGUCACCUGCGGUUCAUCGGCGUCAAAGGCCCGGAGCUGCUGAACAAGUAUAUAGGAGCAAGCGAGCAAGCGGUGCGCGAUGUGUUUGCAAAGGCAUCAGCUGCGGCACCGAGCAUCCUGUUCUUUGAUGAAUUUGAUGCGAUUGCUCCUAAGCGAGGCCAUGACAACACCGGCGUGACUGACCGUGUCGUCAAUCAGCUGUUGACGGAGCUCGACGGGGUAGAGGGAUUAUCUGGUGUGUUCGUCAUCGCGGCAACGAGCCGUCCGGAUCUCAUAGACGCAGCUCUGCUUCGUCCCAGACGACUGGAUCGCCUUCUGCUAUGCGAUUUCCCCUCGGAAUUCGAGCGCAAGGAGAUACUGAACGUGCUGGCACGUCAGCUUCCACUUGCAGCUGACGUGGAUCUUAGUGACAUUGCAGCUUCCACUUGCAGCUGACGUGGCUUUAGCGGUGCCGAUCUUCAAGCUGUGCUGAGCAACGCGCAGCUGGCGGCCAUUCACAGCCACCUGGAUCGCGAAACUGUCAGUCAAAGUCAACCUAAAGAUGCUGCCUCUCCUAAUGCAUUGCCCGGUGCUGCGCCUGUGGUAACUAUGGAGCACCUGCAGAAAGCUGUCAGCGUGGCCCGACCCUCCAUAUCGCAAAUGGAAAAGACGCGACUCAAUGACAUCUACGAGAGCUUCAUUGGUUCGCGGAAAGCGGGACCGUCGAAGGAAAUGAAGGGAAAAAGAGCAACUCUAGCAUGACAUCCAUCAUCCACCAAAAGAAGGAGAAGGAAGACCUGUGUUGUUGCUGUUGUUGUUGUUGUUGUGUUUUUUUUUUUUUCCGUCUUCUUUGGAGUACUAACUAGGAGACUAUGAGGAGGAGGAGGAUCCAAAGAGUGGUUUUAUUUUUUGCUGCUUUUUCUUUUUCACCGCGGGGGGGGAGGUAAGGGAGGAGAAGGCGAGCUGUCUGUGUGUUUUCACUGGUGUGCGUAGAAGCAUUUUUUUUAAAGAGGGAAGGAGGGAAGAAGGGAAACAGAUACGAAGGAAAGAGUGACCAGGAUGGAGAGAGAGGAGGAAAGAAGUGAACAAAAAAAAAAGGAGAAGAAGAAGAAGAAAAUGUAAUCACUAAUUACCAUGGACUGGGUGCAAUAAUCCAUUGAAAAAUUUGAAACAUGAAAAUGGUGAAAGGGGAAAGGGGCAAAAACGGAAGAAAGAAAAGAAGGGAAGUGGUGCAGGCGAAGAUUUGCCUGGGUCCUGAGACAAGAAUAAAAAUCCACACAUAUUUUUGAUGAAAAGAGGAUUAGGACCAGGUUCAUGCUUUCCAAGCCCGGCGGUGAAGGCCAUGCAGAGGAGGCGGAGGAGGUGUGUGACGACUACGAGAAUGGGUGGGUAGGAGUCUUACGUAUGCUUACAGAGAUUUUGUAGACUUGGGCAUAUGCUACUUUCUGUGCGAUUUUUGUCCAAAAAAAAAAAAUCAAAAUUCUAAAUUUAU
Molecule: messenger RNA, 5785 nt
Organism: Chara braunii
Lineage: Eukaryota; Viridiplantae; Streptophyta; Charophyceae; Charales; Characeae
Source: the annotation of a GenBank genome assembly